AUGCGAGGAAUUGGUUUUCGAAGUGAGGCGCUGAGCUCUCACUUUGUCUGCCCGUCAUGCUGCACGCGGCUUUUUGGUGAUGGCUAUGUCCGCGGCUCUUCAGUGCACACUCUUCGCACUCGAUAUACCGCACAACAAUUGAAGAUGCUCUCUACACAAGCCUAUAGUCCGUGGAUAUUUAAGCCAAUUAAGACGAUAUGGAACUCGUUGAAACCCAAGCACACGGAACCUGCAGAGUCCCCUUUCCUCAUGCAAGCGUUGUCAUUUAAUCUCGACACCCAUAGACGGACCGAAGCCGAAUUGAAACGGGGUGACGGAAAACCGUAUAAAUCUCUCACUUCGGAGUUAAUGGAUACGUACUAUUCAACAGACGAUGGGAUUAUUGACUACCUUGAUCGGGAGACGCCCGAUAUCGCGGUUUAUGCUUUUUUGGGCCCAGAGCAAGUCCAGACCAUCACGUAUAACUUACCUGAACCUUCCUUUGCCGAAGCGCUCUCUCUCCUAACCCCGUCACAUUUUAUCGAGCCUCACAAAAGAUUACACCGGCGAUUUCAUCCUGCUGUAGCACAUGCCAAGGGAUACAAGACCCUUGAGGUAAUAUUCGACGAGUUCAAACGGGUGCUGCAUUUCGCUGUCGAGAGACGUCGGGAGGCUGGAUUUAUAUUGGGCAUUGCUGAAUAUACCCAUCUUUUGGACUGCGCGAGGUCAAUGGGAGAUGCCGACAUGGCAGACUGGCUGUGGUAUGAUAUGGCUGUGGAUGAGAUUGAACCAACUACUGCCUGUUAUAACCAUUACAUGGAGGCGAAAGGGUGGCAUCAUGCAUACGUGUCGAAGGAGAAAUAUAACUUAAGAUUUACCCCGUGGGUUUACAGGAAGCGAAGUUAUAUAAACAGGAAUACGGGUUAUCAAGGAUAUGGUACUGGCGCCGAAAACAGUGUGCGAAAGGAGGUGCUUCAACUGUAUGAUGAAAUGGUUGCAAGAGGCCAACAACCCGAUGAGGUUACUUAUAUCAGCAUUAUGACUGCUUCCAGCAGAGAGGGCCAUAUCGUGGCUGUAAAUAAUGUUCUGAAGACUGUGUGGAAUAUUGAUGUCGAGCAGAUAAUGGCUCAUGAGGAUCCGGCCAAUGUCCCGCCGGUUAAACAAUUCAGCCCCACAUCCCCUUUGCAUCCUACAUUUCGUCUCUUGUAUGCCGUCGCACACAUAUUCGGCUCGAACAACGACCUCUCCACAGCAAUGCAGCUGGUUGAUUUUAUUUCUACGUCUUACAAAAUCCCAAUUCCAGAUUCUGUUUGGUUGGAAUUGGUCGAAUGGUCCUUUGUCUUGUCCUCCGAGCGAUGGGGCCCCAGAGCAAAAGAGAACAGCGUUGGCAAAGUUCCAAAAGAAACCGUCAAGGCACUGUUCGAUACCAUGACCUCUAAUCCAUAUAACGUGAAGCCAACAAUCCCGCUAUAUGAUAUGCUCAUUACCACGUCCUGGACGCGAAGUAGGCUUGACUAUACCUUGAAAUAUAUGAGGGAAGGGUGUGCGUUAUUCCAAGAAACAUUGAAAAGACGAGAUACUGCGAAGCAAGCGUUUGUUGAACAUCUUUUGACACUCCUACCAGAGAAUAUCCAGUGGCAGGUCAAACUCAAGAAAACUUACCAGCGGCUACAAGGCAACCUCUGGAAAUCCAGUUUAGAAAUUCCAACAAACGCCUCUACGGCCACACAUCCUGAUUCAGCAGCUGCAAAUGGCUCUGUCCCAGAUGCCAAGGAACAGCUACAACAAAAGCGAGAAGCGAAAAAGUACAUUCACUACCUGCGUGAGGACCUAGAUGCACAGAUAACCGGUAAACCUCCUAGCUACAUUAAUGAGCGGUGGGCGCAGAGGCAAAUCAGGCGACUGGAGCUACGGGAACAGCAAGAAACAGCUGAGCCCGAUGAGCACAGCAUCCCCAUUAAUCUGUCGAUGAUAAAGAAGUACAGAACCAUGAAGGCAGCCUUUAACCUGGAGCAGUUGAACACUAGUCGAGAUGCAACAAUCAUAGAACGAUGGGUGCGAUUGCUGCUUGAUGGCCGACGCUGGGACCAGGACGUUGACCAUUGGCAGUUCCGGCUUAUUCCGCGUCUCCUGCAAGAGUGGGAACGGUUCUUACCACAGUACACAUACUAUAACAUCAGAACAGGGGUUGUGGAAUUCCAACCAGCAAGUUUCUGGCCCAACGGGAAACGGGAGCGCCCAGAGAAAGGUUUGUCUGAUCUGGACCUCCAACUGGGUGAUCCAGAGGAGAAUAAGUUUUUGAAAGCUAUUUUCACAGUUAUUGGUGAACAUCCAAAUGGGUGCAUGGCAGAUUCUCACAAUCCAGAAGGUUUAUUGCACAAAGUCGCCCCAGCCGUGGGCUGA
Paracoccidioides brasiliensis Pb18 is the source of this 2382-nucleotide messenger RNA. RefSeq lists its product as uncharacterized. Gene Ontology annotation, molecular function: protein binding. Bases 1 to 2382 code for a protein of 793 amino acids. The record is from RefSeq and is a predicted model, not a curated record. The transcript has a single exon.